Chlorella variabilis is the source of this 1239-nucleotide messenger RNA. RefSeq lists its product as hypothetical. Gene Ontology annotation, biological process: receptor recycling; retrograde transport, endosome to Golgi; endosome organization. Bases 1 to 1239 code for a protein of 412 amino acids. The transcript is spliced from 5 exons. NCBI's taxonomy places the organism in Eukaryota, Viridiplantae, Chlorophyta, Trebouxiophyceae, Chlorellales, Chlorellaceae. Gene Ontology annotation, cellular component: trans-Golgi network; early endosome; recycling endosome. The record is from RefSeq and is a predicted model, not a curated record.
AUGUCGGUGGCCAGCAUGUUCACGCCGCCUGAGCAAGCGGGCUGCUUGCUGAAGAAGGGGCACAGCAGAGGAGCAUGGAAGGAGCGUUACUUCGUGCUCAAAGGCUCCUUCCUCUUCUGGUUCCCCAACCGCAAGAACAUUGCGCAGGCAAGCAUGGCAGCCAGGGAUCCGCCGUGCCGCCGCCAGAAUGCCAAGCGCCUGCAUGGCGUCAUUCCCCUGGAGUCUGCCAAGAUCGAAACGGAGCUCCCGCCGCCUAUGGCCGGCGCUGCAAAGGGCGGCAAGGGCAGCGGCUCCUUCUUCAUCACCAUCACCCUGCACUCCAGCCACGCCUUCUCCUGCAGACACCCCUUCUUCCUCCUGUCGGCGCCCACCCAGGAAGUGCAGCAGGCUUGGAUCAACGCGCUGUGGCAGGCAGCCAUCCCGCGGGCAGACCUGAUCCAGCACCUGAGCUCUGCUGGGCGGCUGGCGGACGUGCUGGCUGGCUACGCCACAAAUGUCAAGGACAACUUCCCGGUGGCGGACGCCACGGUGCUCAGCAGCGGCGGCAGGGCGCGCACCGGCGCCCUGGACAAUGUGGGCUCGCUGGCGGGCAUGAUCCGCCGCCACAAGACCGCGGCGGCAGUCAAGGACAUCGACCAGCUGCCUGUGGUGAUGUCGGGGCGCCCCGCCGCCACCAACGUGCUGGCACGCACCACCAGCGGCAACCUGGUCACCGCGCCCUCCACCAGCGUGGUGCCCGCCGACUCAUUCACCACCAGGCCAAGCCUCAACGGCGGCAGCAGCAGCGGUGGCAGCAGCGGCCCCGCUGGCGGCGCCAGCUCGGCGGCGGCGAGCAGCGCCAAGCCGGCGGACAAGCCUGCCACUCCCAGCGCUGCUGCUGCUGCUGCUGCCGUGCCUGCCAGCAGCAGCACAGCCAGCAAGCCCCAGCCACAGGGCAUGGUGGCGGUGAGCGCAGCCGCUGGCACGGGCGCUGCUGCUGCUGCAGCCACCACGGCCAAGUCGCCAGCUUCGCCUGUGGCCGCAGCAAAGGUGGAGGAGGUGAAGGCCAUUCAGGCGCUUCCCAGCAGCAGUGACAUAGGUAGGGUGGAGCUGCAAGAGCUCAGCCUGCGGGAGCAGAGCUUGCUGCAGCGCCAAGAGGGCGUCACCGCAGCGCGCAGCGGGCACAAGCGGCUAUCUUGGCCGGUCCGCGGGCCAGGCAUGGCGCGCGCAGGCAGCAGCCGCGCCACAGCCCAUCACUGA